Messenger RNA from Gilbertella persicaria, 1503 nucleotides. RefSeq names its product Na+ dependent nucleoside transporter C-terminus-domain-containing protein. Gene Ontology annotation, cellular component: membrane. Gene Ontology annotation, biological process: nucleoside transmembrane transport. Lineage: Eukaryota; Fungi; Mucoromycota; Mucoromycetes; Mucorales; Choanephoraceae. Gene Ontology annotation, molecular function: symporter activity; nucleoside transmembrane transporter activity. Bases 1 to 1503 code for a protein of 500 amino acids. The record is from RefSeq and is a predicted model, not a curated record. The transcript has 4 exons.
AUGACUGGAUUUAUUUGUGCUGCAUAUGUAUUACAAAUCCCUAAGGGUUAUAAUCAAGAAUUGCUUGUUUUGGGCCUUUUGUAUGGAUUCAUAUCCCUCUACCUUUUUUCCUGCCACGUAUCGACUUAUAGGGUCACUCAAAUCUACUCACGUAUUAUUCAAAAAAUCUUUGUUUACCUAGACAAUCAUUCCAGUGAUCGGGUUCGAACUCUAUGUUAUGGUAUCACUGUCAUUUGUAUUAUUAUAGCUACUGUACUUUCAUUUCCCGAAAAGCAAGAAUCACCACGGGUCAAACGACUUAUCCCAUUACUAGGCAUGACCUUGUUUGUUGUCUGUAGUUAUUUGGCAUCAGUGCAUAGAAAAGCAGUACCAUGGAAUACGAUAUUUACAGCAUUGCUUUUGCAAUUCCUGUUAGCCUUGUUUGUGUUUCGAACCAGUGUAGGGCAUGAUGUGUUCAAUUGGGUUGCUGUUUUUGUUGAAGGCUAUAUGCAUAAUGCUUCUUAUGGGGCCGAGUUUUUAUUUGGCACAGCAGCUGUAAAUGCAAACACAUUUGCAUUAAACCUAUUUCCAGUUAUCAUCUUUUUUGCUUCCACUGUACAAAUGUUAUAUUAUGUUGGGGCAUUACAAUGGAUAUUGAAGAAACUAUCCUUGAUUUUCAUGUCUAUUAUGGAAGUCUCAGGUGCAGAAGCAAUUGUUGCUGCUGCUACACCUUUCAUUGGAGCAUGCGAAAACGCUUUAUUAAUCGAGCCGUUUGUACCAGACUUGACACUAUCUGAGAUUCAUCAAGUCAUGACAUGUGGAUUCGCCACUGUUUCUGGAUCUACACUGUAUGGCUAUACUUCUAUGGGCGUAUCUGGACAGGCAUUGCUUACCUCUUGUAUUAUGUCCAUUCCUUGUUCGAUUGCUAUUUCCAAGUUACGCUACCCAGAGACAAAGAUUCCCGUUACCAAAGAAAAGACAGAAAUCAAUGUCCAUACAGACGAUGAUAUAUCCAAUAUUGUUCAUGCUGCUACAAAAGGUGCAUCGAUGGGCAUUCAGAUUGUGCUGAUGAUUGGUGCAUGUGUCAUUUCCAUCUUGGCAACAUUGUAUGCAGUAAAUGCAUUUUUGACUUGGCUGGGUCGUUUCGUUAACAUUCAAGAAUUAACUUUACAGCUCAUUACUGGUUAUUUGUUUGUACCUAUUGCUUGGUUGAUAGGUGCAGACAAUCAAGACUUAGUCAUUGUUGGAAGGCUAAUGGCAACCAAAAUAUGGUCGAAUGAGUUUAUUGCAUUCAAGCAAAUGACAGACACUUACAAGGGACAAAUUACACCUCGAUCUGAAUUGGUGACAACGUAUGCUCUGUGUGGGUUUGCCAAUUUCGGAAGUGUGGGUAUGCAGAUUGGUGUCCUGAGUGCCAUUGCUCCCAAGCGAUCCGAUAUCAUAUCUCAAUUAGCUUUAUCUGCUUUGAUUUGUGGUUCUCUAAGCACUUGGUUGUCUGCAGCUAUUGCCGGCAUGUUAAUUUAA